This is a messenger RNA of Nannizzia gypsea CBS 118893, 1509 nucleotides long. RefSeq lists its product as hypothetical. The transcript has 2 exons. NCBI's taxonomy places the organism in Eukaryota, Fungi, Ascomycota, Eurotiomycetes, Onygenales, Arthrodermataceae. Gene Ontology annotation, cellular component: nucleus; chromatin. Gene Ontology annotation, biological process: mitotic sister chromatid cohesion. Gene Ontology annotation, molecular function: protein-lysine-acetyltransferase activity. Bases 1 to 1509 code for a protein of 502 amino acids. The record is from RefSeq and is a predicted model, not a curated record.
AUGGUUUCCGCGCGGGACACGCCUUACACCGUGACCAACUCGUUCAAGAGAGGUCUACUCAUGAAAACCUAUGCGCGGCCGCUCCGGCGCGUGCUGUGCCCUGAGUCGCGUCCUGAUCCAGCGCUGAAGAAACGCCGGAUAACGAGCAUCCCCGUGGACGAAAACACCAUCAACAGCAGCACCGCCAGCAAUGCCAGGAACAGGAACAGUGCCAGCACCGCCAACGGCAGUGCCAAUGAGAACGAGGACGACGGACAUGUCCAGCUGCCGCUGCUGGGCGAUAUAGGCAGCGAGAACAACCUCGUCUGUGCGAUCCGCGAGUCGUCUGCUGCGAUCCUGUCCAGCCCGUCGCGUCACCCUUCUACGGCCGCCACGGUCUACUCGGAAGACAUCCCAGAGCUGGACGACGACCUGUCGACGCCUCCGAGCUCGCCGCCGCCGCGAGAGCACGAGUCCGAGCGGGUGAAGGUGAAGCUGGCCUUGACACCGCCCCCCGCCAGCACCCGCAAGCCAACCUUCGGGUUCCUGAAACGCAAGCGGUCUGCGCACGACACGCCGCUGACGGAGCUCGAGGUCAACGGAGGCAGUGCCAGCAUGCGGUCGAUGGAUCCUCCGGCCAAGAAGAGGCAGACUCAGGCCGCAUCCACUACAUCUACGCUGGCAUCAAAUACAACUACCACUACAACUACAACAACAACUACUACAUCAUCGACAACGUCAGCAGCAGCUACACCCCGGCCGGUCCUGAAACAAACAACGCUUGAUCUUGCCGUAGGGCCUGGCUCGUCGUCACGCAAGACAUGUCCGUCAUGCAGCAUGCAAUACACCCCGUCGUCAGCAGAAGACAACGCCCUACACCGCAAAUACCAUGACCAACACUCCCAACACGCCUCCGGCGUCGACUUCGGCAAGUCGUUCGUCCGCGCAAACGCCUCGCGGUGGGUAUACGAGGCCUCUCGCUUCGACGAAGGAUACGUCGUCAUCGUCGACCGGAAGAGCUCGGCUGGAUCGAAAAACCAGGCCAGACGGGUGCUGGAGGUAGCAAACACCGACCUGGGCGCCGCAGACAUCGAAGACAGCAUCCUCUGGAGCAAAGUCGAAGCCAAGAAGGGCGGCGAGGAAGUCGACCGGUUCAAGUUCUUCCUCCACAUGAAGGGCAGCAAAUGCGUCGGCCUUGCCCUCGCCGAACGCAUCUGGGAAGCCCACGGCAUCACCACCAACCCGUCCAAACACAUCCCAGCCUCGCCCACAAGCGUCAGCUGCUCACUCUCUCUCACGAAGGAAACAUACCCUGUCCUCGUAGGCAUAUCGCGCAUCUGGACGUCCCGCUCCUCCCGCCGGAAGGGCAUAGCUCUUGACCUGCUCGACUGCGUCGUCAGCAAUUACUUCUACGGCAUGGAGAUGGCUCGCACACAGGUAGCCUUCAGCCAGCCCACGGAGAGCGGCUGUGCCUUGAUGAAGACCUUUUACGGAGACAAGGACUGGAGGAUCUACACCGGAAGCUGUUGA